UUUUCUUCUCCGGUCAAUCAAUCCUUUUUUGGUUUAUAUAAUACCCAUUAUUUUCUCCAUCUCUUGAAUAUUCUCUCAGCUAUAAAUACGCACAUCUUUACCGUGUAGUUCUUUUCCAACCUUUUUGUGAUCUCGGGAAAGUGAAGAUGGACCUAGAUGAUGCACCAUUAAUUGUUGAUGAUGAUUUUGUAUCUGGAGAGUCGCAACUUGUCUUCACAGAGAUGGGAGAGUUUGUCACUGGCGUUCACUUUGAUAAACUAUACGAACGAAAACCUAGUGUUGAUGUGCCGAAAAAUCGGUCAGUUUACGAAGAGGAACCCUUCGUAAAAGAGGAGAAAUCGGUAGCAACUGUCGAUAAGACGAUACGUGAAGUUCCAAUAGGGAAAGGUUUGUCGGAGGCACUCAAGUUCUUGAGAGAACGAGUUACACUCAAGGAGGAGGAUAUUGAAUUGGCUGGUCGAAACAAUGACAAGAGGGAAAGCAAGCUAGUAGGUCUUCGUAGUGAUGAGAAAGGCGAAAAAGAAAUAAACAUUGACAGGACCGAUGAGUAUGGAGAAAGCUAACUCCGAAAGGAGUCUUUUCGGUUAUUUUCACAUCAAUUUCAUGGGAAGAGGCCUGGAAAGAAGAAACAGGAAAAACGUAUGCGGCAACACCAGGAGGAACUGAAGAUGAAAAAUGCAGGCCAAAUUAGUGAUUCUAGAAGUGGUUUCGCUACGACUGACAAGUGCAUGCUUGGUGACAAGAAAGUUGGACAUUUUUCGGGCAUUAAACGCAAGUUUGAUUCAGGAAAAUAUUCGCUCUGCCUUAAAUUCCGUAAUAUUUAGUUGAAUGUCUCAAGGCACUAAGAAUGCAGAAGACGAAGAGGAUCUCCUAGGAGUUAGCUGGCUUAUGUCCUUCUAUACAGGUACAUAGCAUGGCUGUCUUAUGUGUUUGUCUUUGUUUAACGAAUGAUGUCCAAUUGACUUGUGAUUUCAAAUCGUGGAAUUCCUUGAUUUUUUCCCUCUGCGAUCUCAUUCAAUGCACCAUCUGUAUGAAUUGCACAUCAAAGUUUCAUUGGAAAAACUUUCCUUUUGGGUUUACGCGGUGACCAGAUUUCAUCCUGUUAGUUUGAGUGGAGAAGAAAGUCAUUACUUCUAUUUGUAUUUUCAAUAACAAACAGCAGCACGUCAUCUGUGCUAUUAAAUGAAGUUCUAUCCAAGUUCAAUAAGUGUAGUCCCAUCCUAUCUCAUCAUCAGCCCUUCAGUGUUCCCAUAUUUUUAUCGUAUCUUAAUUUAUCUAUCGUCGUUCAAAGUUACAUAAACACACAUCUUACUCAAGUGAAAGAUCAGUCACGACAGGAGGAUAAAAAAUCUUGCACAAGAUGAAGGUCAGUGAUCUGAACAAUUUUGUUACUUGUUUUGACUGCUAAAGCUGUGUUUUAGAUAUCUAAUCGCAUCGCUGAAUGAUGCAGGGCAUACAUGUCAAGUUUGUGUAUGUAUUUGACUGGAAAAGGCUCAUGUUGUGUUAAUCUCAAUGUCUUGUUUCGUGGUUGAUUGAGUUCUUGUUGAAUUUACAAGAAUCAUACAGUGGAAGAAAUUUGAAUAUCUUGAUGUGGUUUUAGAUUAUAGCAGCAAAUCUGUACUAAAAGUGAUGUCAUCAAGUGGUGUAGGCGCUACUACCGUCUGCGAGCAAUCUGAGUCUUGAAUGUUAGCUCUAAUGGGCGUGUGCAGUGUAUUUAAAAUCAUUCGACAUUGUAUAAUUCACGCUGAGGUGAACUGCAAAUGCCUGUAUUGAUUUUGAUUAUGUUCUUGGAGAAUAAUCAUAUUUAGUUAGGAACAUUUGUGAAAUUAGCUUAUACUGAAACUUCUGAGAUUGCCUAUGAUCAUAUUUAGUUAUGGAAAAUUGGUCAGAUACUUGCAACAGAAUUUCAGUCUGUCCGUUACAUUUUUUGUAGCUUCAAACUUCUUUUAAUUGGAUUUACUUUUGCUU
Molecule: messenger RNA, 1968 nt
Organism: Capsicum annuum
Lineage: Eukaryota; Viridiplantae; Streptophyta; Magnoliopsida; Solanales; Solanaceae
Product: SART-1 family protein DOT2-like
Exons: 2
Coding region: 147-563 (138 amino acids)
Biological process (GO): mRNA cis splicing, via spliceosome; maturation of 5S rRNA
Cellular component (GO): U4/U6 x U5 tri-snRNP complex
Source: RefSeq, a predicted model, not a curated record